Messenger RNA from Lycium ferocissimum, 944 nucleotides. RefSeq lists its product as uncharacterized. The record is from RefSeq and is a predicted model, not a curated record. The transcript is spliced from 2 exons. Gene Ontology annotation, molecular function: zinc ion binding; nucleic acid binding. The coding region runs from base 52 to 690 and encodes 212 amino acids. NCBI's taxonomy places the organism in Eukaryota, Viridiplantae, Streptophyta, Magnoliopsida, Solanales, Solanaceae.
GCGAGAGCAACUUUGUUUGCUGCUGUUACAACAACUAUUUGCACGAGAAUUAUGUCUCUCACAUCACCAAAAGAAAUUUGGGAUUAUUUAAAGAAAGAAUAUGUUGGAGAUGAGAGAAUACGAGGAAUGCAAGUAUUAAAUUUGAUAAGAGAGUUUGAGUUGCAGAGAAAGAAAGAGUUCAAGACCGUCAAAGAGUACACGGACAGAUUGCUUGGCAUUGUUAACAAGGUAAGAUUGCUAGGCACUAAAUUUAAUGAUUCAAGAAUUGUUGAAAAAAUUUGGGUAACAGUGCCCGAAAGAUAUGAAACAUGUAUAACUAUCUUGGAAAACACACAAGAUUUGUCCAAGAUUACAUUGGUAGAGUUGUUAAAUUCUUUCCAGGCACAGGAGCAAAGGAGGCUUAUGGGGCAAGAUGGUAUGGUUGAAGGAGCCUUAGCAGCCAGCCACAAAACUCAAAGCAUGGAUAAAAAUUUGAAAAACUACCCACCUUGCCAGCACUGUGGAAAAAUGGGACAUCCACCAUUUAGAUGUUGGAAGAGGCCAGAUGCAAAGUGCAACAAGUGUGAUGAACUUGGUCGUGAAGCAGUGAUUUGCAAAAACGAAUCUCAGAAUCAUGAUGCAGAUGCACGUGUCGCCGAUGAAGAAGAAGAAGACCAUCUUUUUGUUGCAACAUGCAUAUCAAGAAAAUAAAAUUGACAAGCUUAAAGUCAAGAUGCAAACGGAGCAGGAAACCAUGCCAGAAAUUGUUAGCUGUCAAGCGUUGCAAUCAAGUAGAGAAGUGAAUUUAAUUCACUACAAGUCCAAAGAUGAAUCUGCAGAUUUAUUCACAAGGUCACAUUCAGUUAUCAAGUGUGAAGAUUCUAAGAUAGAAGACCAAAAUUUCACAGUUUCUAAAACAAGGAGGAGUGUUGAAUAUUUGCUUUAGAACCGCAAAUCUUUUUACU